ACUCACUGCUGUCAGGUAAGGUCCCAAUGUACUCUGUUCCCAACCACUUGGGUAUGGUUCUUAUUACACCACAUGCUUUUUAAACAUGUAUUCUUUUACAUUGCUAGGGAAAACUCAAGCCUGAGGCUUUGCUAUGACUAAAUUGGAAGAGCUAAGAAGAUGAGUAAAAAGAGUUCUCUCUCUAAUUCCCCCUGCAGAGGAGCAAGCUUCCCUUUGCUGGCUUUCAUGGCUACUUUGCAAGCCUGGAUGCAGGUGCAGAGUCAUGGGCAGCCUGACUGAUGGCUCCUAAGGCUGUCACAUGCACAUGUGUGUGAACAUUUCUGCCUCCCUUUGUGGCCCAAAUUUUCUUCUAGGAGUGCAGGGAAUAAGGUUCGAGCCCUUGAAAUUAGCACCUGCAGUGGUGGGCAAAUAAAAGGUACCUGUACUGUGCUGGCCAUAUCACAACUCCUUGUUUGCUUGGCGUGUGCCUUUGCUGAAACAAGGACAUUAGCAGCUGACUUAGAAGGAUUAAGGUUUCAUCUGUAGUCAUAAAAUUUAAAAACUGCAGAAAAGCCUUUCUCGGGUUAGGACCCUGUGUUUGUGAGCCUGUAUCCCAUUGUUGAUUUCACAGCUCAUUCACAUUUGUGGUCUGCUUUCUGACCAUUGGCUUGUGGUAGGUGUGUUUCUACUCGUAGGUUUGACUUAGGGGUAGAAGCUGGAAUAAUAAAUGCGUGAUCAAGCAGUUGCUUGUAGGUUUAUAACUGGAAAGAAUUUAUUCAGCUAAUAAGUGUCAGGUUGUUUUCUCUGUGCAACUUGGUCUAAUGGAAGAUGUCCCUGAACAUGGCAGGGGCUUGGAACUAGAUGAUCUUUAAGGUCAUUUCCAACUCAAACUGUUCUGUGAUUCUGUGAUUAUAUCAAGGCACAUUGUUUCAGAUCAAGUCAGAACUCCCUUUGCUGCACCACUGUUUUGCAAGGUAUCUUAAACGGUAUCUGGCCUCUUCAUUUUUUUUUUUUUAACCUUCUGAAAAGACAGCAGCCCCAGCUGCUGAGCCCUUAUCUCCCUCAUUUUUAAGCCUCUCAAAAUUAUUACUCUCUAAAACCGCUCACCCAUCGCUACGUCUAGGUGACAUGCUUUUCGUGUGCACCUCCUGCUUUAUUAAACGUUUGCACCAGCAUAGUGUGUGCAAACAACAAACAAACAAAAAAAGGACUUUUCUAAGAAAUAUGAAUCUAUUUCCGAGAGAUCGGUCUGAAAUCGUGUUCAUGUUCCCAGUAAAUCUCCGGGGAGAUUUCAAGCGCUCGCUUGCCUUCCGGCGAGGACGAGGUAAAUGUCUCUCUGUCUCUCCGCAGAAGGAGAUCCCCCUCCCCUGCGCAGGGCUCUCCUUUGUUCGGGGCCGGGCUGCGGGCGGAGAGGCGGGACCCCGUGCGCGCCCGGCGGGGGCAGCGCGGCGGGGCCGAGCCAGGCGGGCGGAGCCGCCCCGCGCCGCGCUCGCCCGCUCGGCCCCUCGCUUACCGACGGGGCGGGCGGCAUGUGGCGGGGGCUGCCGGUGCUGGCCCUGGCCGGGCUGCUGCUGCUGGGGCGGGCGCCGGCGGCGCGGGGGGCGGCCUGCGAGCCGGUGCGCAUCCCGCUGUGCAAGCCGCUGCCCUGGAACAUGACCAAGAUGCCGAACCACCUGCACCACAGCACGCAGGCCAACGCCGUGCUGGCCAUGGAGCAGUUCGAGGGGCUGCUGGGCACCAACUGCAGCCCCGACCUCCUCUUCUUCCUCUGCGCCAUGUACGCGCCCAUCUGCACCAUCGACUUCCAGCACGAGCCCAUCAAGCCCUGCAAGUCCGUCUGCGAGCGCGCCCGCGCCGGCUGCGAGCCCGUCCUGGUCCGCUACAGCCACGCCUGGCCCGACAGCCUGGCCUGCGACGAGCUGCCGGUCUACGACCGCGGGGUCUGCAUCUCCCCCGAGGCCAUCGUCACCGCCGAGGGCGCGGAUUUCCCUAUGGAUUCUAAUAACGGCAACUGUAGAGGUGCUGGCAUUGAGCGCUGCAAGUGCAAGCCUGUGAAAGCCACCCAGAAGACCUACCUACGCAACAACUACAACUACGUCAUUCGGGCUAAAGUGAAGGAGGUGAAGACUAAAUGCCACGAUGUCACUGCAGUAGUGGAAGUAAAGGAGAUCCUGAAAUCUUCCCUAGUGAACAUUCCAAAGGACACUGUAAACCUCCACACGAAUUCUGGCUGCCUGUGUCCACCCCUCAGUGCCAAUGAAGAAUACAUCAUUAUGGGCUAUGAGGACGAGGAGCGCUCCAGGUUACUCCUGGUGGAAGGCUCCAUAGCUGAGAAGUGGAAGGAACGUCUUGGUAAAAAAAUAAAGCGCUGGGACCAGAAGCUGCGGCAGGCGGGCAGGGCGCGGGCAGAGCCCGGUGGCGGCGAGGCGGCUCCGAAGCCCGGCGGUGCCCGGCCGGCCCGCAGCUAGGGCGGCACGGAUGCUGCCAGCGCCGGGACGAGCAGAGGACUGUCUGCCAAGACUUCGUUGUUGGAGCAGCCAAGGAGAAAUUGCACUAUUGCACGUUAUAUUCUAUUGUUUACUACAAAGUAAUGUUUUAGCUUUUAUUAGUUUUUGUUCUCCCUCUUUGUUUUUCCACCUUUUUAUUUUUGGAUAUGUGCAACUUCUGGAAAUGUGUAUUUUUUUUUUUUCUGUUACUAAGAAUUGUAGAAAACUGCCCUUAUGAGAUGAAGAAAGACAAGGACAUCUUCAAUUUACCUUUUUAUCUCCUGAAUCUUCUCUGGGAGAAAAUUCUGAUGCAAGGAGGAAUGAAAUCUGGCAAAGACCAUUGCUUAAAGUCAUGACUCGCACUGGCUUUCCCUGUUCACUCUUUCUUGGUCACUGCUGAAACUUGCUCUCUUUGGGGUAGGUUAUCUGGGUUUAAGUGUAUCAUUUUUUAUUCUGAAAUAUAAUUCUGAAGUACAUUUUUUUUUUUUGUUAAGAGAACUGUUCGAAUCAGUACAGCUUUAUUAAGUUUUCUUACAGAUAAACCACUUGCAUAAGGCAGAGUCUAACUUUAAAUCCUGCAACAAACACAAUGUGCAUUUACACAGGGAACCUGGGUUUUCCAGUGCUUUGGACCUUAAAGGAAAUAUUAUUUUAUAAUAACCAUAAUUUAUAACAUGCUUCUUCUCUUAUAAUGGCAGUUUUCCCUCCCUUUUCUCAGCUGAGUUAUAGGAGUAGACAGACUCUCCAGGCCUGCUUCUCAGUACAGGUCUGCAGUUUAGCCUUUUGAUUUUGUGGUGUUAUUCUUAAAUCCGUGCCUACAUAAGCAAGUGUUCAAUGCUCAGUAACAUAUGUCCAAUAAAAGAAUUGUAGUUG
Messenger RNA from Taeniopygia guttata (zebra finch), 3338 nucleotides. It is a transcript of the gene FRZB, whose product is annotated as frizzled related protein. The record is from RefSeq and is a predicted model, not a curated record. Gene Ontology annotation, cellular component: cytoplasm. Gene Ontology annotation, biological process: canonical Wnt signaling pathway; non-canonical Wnt signaling pathway. Gene Ontology annotation, molecular function: Wnt-protein binding. NCBI's taxonomy places the organism in Eukaryota, Metazoa, Chordata, Aves, Passeriformes, Estrildidae.